AUGACCACAAGACAAGUUAAUCCAUCGUCAAAGCAAAGUGAUCGCACGGUCCGAGGUGGCGGCAGACCGCCUAUAGGCAGCGCUCCCCGGCGCUCAGUCCUUUUACUGGGCGGGCGAGCCCGUGGUGUAGGCUGGGACGGCCCGGGGGUGCCACUGCCAGUCCUGCCUGUCUGCGUGCCCUCGGCGGGGACUGGGCGACAGCCGCCCGCCGGUUGGCUGCGGAGCCCCGGCAGCGAGCUAGGGAGCGGAGCGGCGCCGGAGCGGGGAGAAGACGACAGCAGAUGCUGGGGCGCGCCGUGCCUUGCCCCGGGCCGGGACCGCGCCCCGGGGCCCCCCGACGGGCGAGGACCCCCACUCCCGGCCCCAGCCCUUCUCCGCCCCCGCGGCCCGCUGACAGCCCCGCCGCUGCGGGGGGGCCGCGCUGGGGAUACGUACGGCGUGGGGGAUCCGACGGCGGACGGGGCUCCGCGGGACGCUCCAUGGGCGAGCCUAGAGGGGCUGAGUGCCGCGGCGCAGCCCGCCACCCCUGCGCAUCUCCUCGCCGCGCUCCGCGCCGAGGUGUCCCGCGGCCGCUGUGCAUCCAGCGCAGGCACUGUCAGGGCGGCGGGGCGGCUGGCAGGCUCUCCCCCCCUUGCCUACCCUUCUCCGCACACGGCCGCCCUCUGGAUCCGCCGAGCAGGACACUUACGGGAGGAGGGAGCUGCCCGGGCUGCCCGCUCGCCUUCGGCUGGGGGCGCGGGCAGGAGCGGCGGCACCGGCGCUCCGGGGCGUCCAGAGCGAUUUGUCUCUAUUAAAAAUGACUUAUUGGCGAUUUUUCCAUCUCCCUCUGCGGUGUCCCGUGCAUCGACAGUACUGCUCCGCCUGGGAAGUCAGCGCGCGCCCGCCAGCCAGGCACGGAGGUGGCAGGAUCGCGGAGCCCAGAUGGGUGACGGCUGCGGGAGCCGGACUCCAGGAUGGAAGGGUUGCUUCUCCCACGCUAGCAGGAACCUGUAG
Messenger RNA from Serinus canaria (Common canary), 993 nucleotides. Its product is annotated as collagen alpha-1(II) chain-like. Bases 1 to 993 code for a protein of 330 amino acids. NCBI's taxonomy places the organism in Eukaryota, Metazoa, Chordata, Aves, Passeriformes, Fringillidae. The transcript is spliced from 4 exons. The record is from RefSeq and is a predicted model, not a curated record.